AUGGUAAAGGAAACGUUAUUUAUUGUUACUUGUUACCUCGCUUUAGCUAUUUGUCUUUUUAUGAGUGGCUCAAAUAUUAUAUCGGCAGCACCUAUCGAGAAACGUUGUCCCACCUGUGAUUGUUCUACCAACUGUGAUGAUGGUUCCAGAAAUGGAAAUCUUGAUGGAAAUUCCAACGGAGUCAAAAAUGGUUAUGUUCCUUAUUACUCUACACAAGGAGAACAAUCAAAUACAGGAUAUGUUUCUAGUUCUGGUUCAACUUCAUCUGGCAAUUCCAAUAACCAAUACGGUUCUAGCUCUGGUUCAACUUCAUCUGGCGAUUCCAAUAACCAAUACGGUUCUAGCUCUGGUUCAACUUCAUCUGGCAAUUCCAAUAACCAAUACGGUUCUAGUUCUGGUUCGACUUCAUCCAGCAAUUCCAAUAACCAAUACGGUUCUAGCUCUGGUUCGUCUUCAUCCAGCAAUUCCAAUAACCAAUACGGUUCUAGCUCUGGUUCGUCUUCAUCCAGCAAUUCCAAUAACCAAUAUGGUUCUAGCACUGGUUCGUCUUCAGGCAGCGGCGUCGUCGUUUCUAAAGAUACUGAUACCGAUGACAAUUCUAUCUCCGAUAAUGGAAAAAUUAAAACCGAUAAAGAUGGGUUGCAUUAUUCUGUGAUAAAACAGAGUGAAUACGCAUCUUAUUCAUUUACAAGUAAAGAAUCUUUUUAUCAAAGCUUAGCUUUAGCCAACUGCAAAAAUUCUAUCGACUACCUCCUAGUCCAGUUCAUGGAUGGUACAUCUGGAACUUGUGGAUGCCACUAA
Messenger RNA from Ambispora leptoticha, 801 nucleotides. Lineage: Eukaryota; Fungi; Glomeromycota; Glomeromycetes; Archaeosporales; Ambisporaceae. The record is from the annotation of a GenBank genome assembly.